Molecule: messenger RNA, 2026 nt
Organism: Branchiostoma belcheri (Belcher's lancelet)
Lineage: Eukaryota; Metazoa; Chordata; Leptocardii; Amphioxiformes; Branchiostomatidae
Exons: 7
Coding region: 153-1781 (542 amino acids)
Biological process (GO): protein monoubiquitination; DNA damage tolerance
Molecular function (GO): ubiquitin protein ligase activity; single-stranded DNA binding
Source: RefSeq, a predicted model, not a curated record
AUGGUGUGAUCCGAAAAUACCGCGGUCGAAAUGAAAAUGUUGCCAAGGUAGCAGAGGAAAAUGGGAGUAAAUCCCCCUGCGUUUUCUGGCUAAAUUACGCUUUAACACUUUUCUAAGUCCUGGAAGACCUUCAGUCAACACACGCCUUGAAAAUGCCAAAGAAACGGGACGACGAAGCGACCAAACAAGCUAUCGCUGAGAAGGUGAAACAGAUCCAAAGUAAGCAGGCGAGAUGGAUGCAGGAGAGGAAACAGCAGCUGGACCGGGGAGGAGGAGGAGGAGGAGGAGGGAGGCAGCAGUCACAGACAGGACAGACUAGGGGGAGAGGUACUACAGGACAGAGGGGGGCGGUAGACAGGAAGGACAAGAAACCAGCUGCACAGUCUACAACUACAAAUACAGCAUAUAUACCAUGGAUUUCCAAGAAUGACAUCGACAAGCAGUUCCAACAAAAGUCCUCAAGAUCUCAGCCUCCCAAACCGUCAAGUGCACCAACAAUAACAGGGAAGUCCAGAAAAACAGAAACGAAAACAGCAACCUCACAGAGUGAAAGAAAAUUAUCCACACAAAGGCCAAAAAGUGCAAACAGAACACUGGAGAGACCACAGACUUAUACAAAAGGGUCUUUCAAUGAAGUAAAUGGUAAUACAUUAAAUAGCAAACAGAAUGUCAGACAAACAGAUUCAGAGAAUGGAACGCAAGAUGAAGAAGAAAUAGUGCCUAACACACAUACAUCUGACAUUGUACAUACUACUGAAUUCCCAAAGCAAGACAGUGUCUCUUCAGCAAGAGAAACUUUGCACAAACUCAAUUUAAAACAUGACAAGGUUGGAAAUGAUGUGCAAGAAGAUGUAGAAAGAACAGAGGACCAAUCAGGAUCGAGAAGUGCAAGAGCUCGAGCUAUGUUGUCUCCAGACAUGUUUGAUGCGUUGGCAGAUCAGAUAGCCAACAGACUGAAGGUGAGAAUGGAUAAACCAGCAAGCAGGGAAGACUCAGGAGUCACUCAGGAAACAAGCAUUGACACACACAAGUGUCAGGUCUGCUCUUCUCUUAUGGUUCCCCCAGACCACCGGCCCAUGUUGGUUAUCCCCUGUGGUCACACCUUCUGUACUGCCUGUGUCAGACAUACAGACACCUGCCCUGGGUGUGGACAGGAAGUGUCAUCCCUCACUUGCAACAUCAUGCUUCAGCAGAUAAUUGUAGAAUACAAAAACAAGAGAAAGCCAAAAACAAGGGAACACUCAAACAUCCACAUAACCAGUGCCAACCAUACAUACGCUCCGCAAAAGUACUCAGGCGGCACUAGCAGAUUUGAUUCCUUGGGUGAAGAAAACAGAACUGCACCCAGGAGAGACUCUGGUUCCCAUGGCGAUGGUAAACAUAAGGGUUACCAUGGUAACAGAGGUGAGGACUAUGUGGAGAAGUACCACACCCUGACUGUGAGGUGUGAGGUGCUGGAGACAGAGGCUGAUGGGAUCAGGGGGAAGAUGGAGACGGUUGCUAAGCAACUAGAGAGGGAACAGAAACAAGUUGCUGCAAUAGAAAAGCAAGAAGAGAACCUAAAGGAACAGAUUAAGAUUUUGGAAGAGAAAAUCAGCAGUCUCCAGAGUCAUAAAGAAGGUUACAAAGACACCUGUAAUGAGUUAGAGGGACAACACUUUAACCUGGCCUCCAAGUUAUCUAUGGUGGAGGAUACUCUACAGUCACUGACACUGGAGAGGGAUAAGGUGAGGAUCCUGGCUUACAACUUUGAUCCAUCUAUUAACAUAGACAAUGACUGACAUCUCCACCAAUUAACUUUAGAACAGCAAACUAUACAAGACAGUAUACCAGGCUCAAGAAUGGUAUUGAGGUGUACAUGUAGUAUAAUUACCUCAGGGAGAAUGUAUGAUCUAGAUUCUGUAUCAUGCUUUCAUUGAAUCAAUUAUUUGAAAAAAAACACAAACAUCUGAAAUAAACAUAAUUGGUGCCAUGAUUUCUUAGAACUGUAACCUGACAUGAUAACCAAUAUUUCAGUUUAUGCAUA